Messenger RNA from Epinephelus moara (kelp grouper), 3547 nucleotides. Its product is annotated as rho GTPase-activating protein 20-like. Gene Ontology annotation, biological process: signal transduction; regulation of Rho protein signal transduction. The record is from RefSeq and is a predicted model, not a curated record. Gene Ontology annotation, molecular function: GTPase activator activity. Lineage: Eukaryota; Metazoa; Chordata; Actinopteri; Perciformes; Serranidae. Bases 64 to 3525 code for a protein of 1153 amino acids. The transcript is spliced from 16 exons.
UCUCUCUCCCCUGCAUCACCUGAGGGCAGUUGGACAGUGAGCCGCGGGACGUCUGGAGGCUGGAUGGACAACAUGUCUCCACAGCAGCAACAGGACAGCCUCAGCCGAGGCGGUGGACAGCAAGAAAACAAACGGCGGAUGAAGUCCCAGAGCUAUCGGCGCCAGUCAGCCCCGUCUAUGGUCAUCAGCAAAGCUCUCACCAGGUCCAAGACUCUCUCCAGAGACAGCGUCCUGGUUUCUGUGUGCCCAGAGACGUGCUCACUGGUCCAGUCCCUCCUCACCGGCUCUGAUAGGUCCUUUCUUCUUCACGGACAUGCUCAGCUGAAGACUGGGAUGCAGACUCAGGACAGACACCUGUUCCUAUUCAAUGACACACUGGUGCUCGCCAAAGCCAAGUCAGCCAACCACUUCAAGCAGAAGGCUCAGGUGUGUGUGUGUGAGAUGUGGACGGCAAGCUGCAUGGACGAGGUGUGUGAGGGAAGCACGAACCCAGAAAGGAGCUUCGUUAUGGGCUGGCCCACCUGUAACUGUGUGGCUACAUUUAGCUCAGCAGAGCAGAAGGAGAAAUGGCUCUCCCUCCUCAAAAGUCGGAUAAAAGAAGAGAAAGAGAAGGAAGAACCUAAAACCAUUCCUCUGAGAGUGUACGGGAAGGGAAUCAAUACUUUUGCUGUUACCAAGACGCUCCCAGUCAGCAACUCAGAUUCAACCAAUGAGGUGGUGCGACUGGCCCUGCAGCAGUUCAGCAUCAUAGGGAACGUAAAAGACUUCCAGCUGUGGGUCAUCUCCAAGAGGGACAACGCCCCCUAUCCUCUAAUAGGUCAUGAGUUCCCCUUCAGUAUCCAGAUGAGUCAUGUGAGACAGACGAUGUCUCAGGGAGGUGGGGGCAGGGACGUGGACAGACAGAAGGCCAUGCACGUGGAGCAGAUGCAGGUGUACAAGCAGUGUCAGUUCAUCAUGAAGCCUCGACCUGCUGAAACACUGCAAGUAUCUGCAGAGUGGUCUCAGAAGACAUUUAAAAGGAGGCGUUCUCUCAUCACCUGGGCCUUCUGGCGAGGCUCCUCCUCUCACCUAAAUGAGCUGUCUCUCGCCGGCGCACCCCGCGGCUGCCUGUUCGGACAGCCGCUCAGCUCUGUUUGUGUAGAUGACGCUCUGCCAAAGCCAGUGAUGGACAUGAUGGCCUUCUUGUACCACGAGGGUUCUUGGACACGGGGGAUCUUCCGGCGGCCAGCGGGGGCUCGGGCAGUCAGGGAGCUGCGGGAGUCUAUCGACAGCGGAGAGUUUCAACUUCCUCUGACAAGAGACCAUGUCUUUGUCAUCGCCGGAGUAUUUAAGGAUUUCUUGCGCAGCAUCCCAGGCAGCUUGCUGUGUUGUGAACUGCACGAAGAAUGGAUGGACGUGCUGGAGGAAGAGGAGGAGGAGGAAGAGCAAGUGCAGGACAUAAAAAGGAUGAUUCGUCGUCUGCCCAAAGAAAAUGCCCUGCUGCUACGCCACCUGUUGGCCAUGCUACACGGUAUCGUGGGAAACGCCCACGAGAACCAGAUGACGAGCUUCAAUUUAUCAGUGUGUAUUGCUCCCAGCAUGCUUUGGCCUCCUGGAGCGCCCUGUAGCCCAGAAGUGGAGGGAGAAGGAACUAAGAAGGUGUGUGAGCUGGUCAAGUUUAUGAUUGAACACUGUCAGCAGAUUCUGGGAGAGAUUCCCUCCACCCUGUUUGGAGGGCCGCCACAAAGACUCAACACUGACGAGAUGAGAUCAGACUCCUGGCUGUACCCUCUGACCGACUCGUCCUACGACAGUCUAGAGAACGAGUUGGACAACAGCAGCGGUGGCUCACCGGGCUUCAGCAGCAGGAGGCACAUUCGACCCAAACCACUGCGAGGCAGCCUGGACUCCGUCACAGUCAGUGACUACGACCAGGACACAGACCCAGAUAACCCCCAGACCCAAGCUGACAGCCCACAGGGUCAGAAGUUACACCCACUGGGGAGAAGCAGAGGCAGGAGACAGGACGCAGACCUCUCCUGCUCCACCCAGGACUCACCGACCGUGGACUCCACCCUUGACUCGCUGUCCCUGGAUGGUCGGCACAGGCAGCGGAGGCGUUCAGAGCCAGCGAUAGCGUACAUGGCCAAGUUCCGGCCAUGCGCCUCAGAGAGUACUGAUGGUCUCUCUGGUGAGGAUGAAGAUGAUGAGGAAGAGCUUUCCAAGAAGCCCAUCUACCAUACACUCGCUCACACACACUCUAGAGGUCACACUCGGAGGGGUGGAGGUGAAUCUGUGUUUAAGCUCCAUGGUGUGAGGUCAGCAGCUCAGGAAGUGAGCUCCCCCAGCCUCUCCUCCACCCCCAACUCCCCUGCACCAACCCGCUCCUCCCUGGACUCUCUCGACUCCCUGCACUCCCUCAGCAGCGACCACACCUGCACAAUCAAACGGGGGCUCCACCCAACCAAGACACAUCUGUCCUCCAGCUCUCCCCCUCUACCUGUCCCUUUAUCCGUCCCCACCUUACCGUUCACCAUAGGCUCUGCUCUGACCCCUGGUGGACAGCCAGACCUGGGGACUUGUCCAAAAGACUCCGCACCAAAAGAAGCACCCAACUGGGGGACAUUAAAAGGCUGCGGGGGCCUCCACCCAAACUCUUGGCUGAAAAAAGGUCGCAGGCUGUCACUAACCCAACAAGACAACUUGGACAAGGAAGAGGAGGACAAGACGGGGGGAGGACCUGCUGAUAAGUCACUCACACUUGGGAAACCUGGCCCAGAGAAAGGAAAAGCAGGUGAAAGGGGACGAGGGAAAGUGAUGUCCAGCAGCCAACCCAAGCCCAAAACCUCCAGCAGAGCCUCUAAGGACGCAGGAGGAGGAGGGAGCCGUGUGAAGGGGCGGCCUGGCCUGGACACUAACAAGCCUCGACACCUGAAACAGGACUCAUACAGCCCACCUUCCCACCACCGCUCUACAGGGAGUCUCAACCUCCCCAAAUCCCACUCGUUCAAUUCAGAAUCCACGCUAACCAUCAGGCAGCUCAACGACACCAACACCGGUGGUGACAUCACCAACCACAGAUGUGCAGCUGAAGGUGAAGUGAAUGAGCUGAAGCAGCCAUCACCACCUUCCCUCUACAAGCAGAGUGGGCCGUCCCUGUCCCUGUUUAAGCAACACAAGUCUCAGUCUGUCGAGGAGGCAUGCAAAACCAAGACCCACAAGCGCCGGGGAUCAGAACCCGGACGGCAGGUUGUGGACCGAGCCUCCACCUUGACACGGGCGAGGCUACCCAGCGACCCAGGACUGAAGGUCUCAGAGGCAGAGUCACAGGGAGGGACUUCAGAGGCCCGUUUCUGCCUCUCCCCGUACGCUGCCAAAGCAGUGAGGGACUAUUUCUCCUCUCACCCGCGCAGCAGCCCUCAGAGCAGCCAACAGGUGGCGCUGGCCCUGGUGGAGAGUCGCAGGGAGUGGCUGAAGAGAUGCAGUGACCCCACAGCAGAGCCAGACUUUGACCAGCUCCUGUUUGCUGAAGAGUCUUACGUCUGAUUAUGACACAGCACAACAAAUC